Hydra vulgaris (swiftwater hydra) is the source of this 840-nucleotide messenger RNA. RefSeq lists its product as uncharacterized. Lineage: Eukaryota; Metazoa; Cnidaria; Hydrozoa; Anthoathecata; Hydridae. The record is from RefSeq and is a predicted model, not a curated record.
AUGAAAGGAAAGAUUAAUGGUGUACAAAAAAGGACUUUAAAUCUUAAUCCUUUAGCAUUAUAUGUUCCUUGCGGCAACCAUAGCUUAAAUUUGGUAAUAAGUGACUCUGCACGGUCUUCAGUAAAAUCUAUAGCUUUUUUCGGUAUUCUUCAGAGAUUGUUUACUCUAUUCUCAGCUUCAGUGAGCCGAUGGAAAAUUUUAAUUGAUCAUGUUAAAAUUUUGCAUUUAAAGAAACUCUGUGACACGCGGUGGGAAGCAAAAAUAAGUAGUGUUAAAGUCGUUUGUUAUCAAGUUGGUGAUGUACAUGACGCUUUGAUAGCAUUGUCAGAAAUUGAAGGAUGUAAUCCUGAAACUGCACAUGAAGCGAUAACUCUAGGAGAGCAAUUAAAAGAUUUUAGCUUUUUUUUCUCUUUAAUUGUCUGGUAUGACGUUCUUUUUCAAGUCAAUAUUGUUAGUAAAACUCUUCAAGAAAAAGACAUGGACAUCACUCAAUGUGCAAAGUUAUUGAAAAGCUGUUGUUCAUUUUUAGAAAACUAUAGAAAAUGUGGUUUUAAAGAUGCAAUUAUAAAAGCAAAUGAUUUGGCUAUAGAAUUACAAGUGGAGCCUGUUUUUAAACCACUUAAAAGAAUAAUACGAGUGAAACGCCAUUUUGACGAACCAGCCCAAGAUGGGAUUUAUUUAUUUUCUCCUGAAAAAAAAUUAGAAAUCGAUUUCUUCAAUCCUCUUUUAGACACAUCUUUAAUUUCAAUGAGAGAAAGAUUUAUACAGUUGGAGAAUUAUUCCGAAGUUUGGGUUUUUUGUAUAAUGUCGAUAGUUUGCAAAAAAGAGAAGAAAUUCUAA